AUGGCACGUCGAGGGGCCAAGGGCGAACCGGGACAAGGCGGCCAGGAUGAGAUAAGCCUCACAGUGGAGUGUUUAUUGGAAGAGGCGAAAAUCCAGGGAGAAAAGGAGUUCACUAUCAGCCCGAAGUUGCCAGCUAGUCGGCUCGUGGCGUAUGCUCGGGCGCACUUUGGCCUUGCUUACGACCGGGGUUGUUCUCCAGGGUCGAUGCCCCGACGGGACUGGCGGCUCGUUCAUGUUGGUGGGGAGAGGGACCAACAGCACGUCCCGAAGAGGCUUCCCUCGGUGAAAGCUGCGGGGAUAGAUGGCGGCGAGCGCUUGAGGCUUGUGUAUGUUCAAGACGAUGCUGAUUCAACCCGCUCGCAGACACCUCAGACGAGCCCUUCUGUGGAGAGCUUGGACGUCGAUGAGAGGAAGAAGCGACAGCAUAAGCAUCACGACUCGCCAUCGGAGGCAUCAUGCCCGGCAGUGGCCGCCGAAAUGGAAGAUGCUGUUGAUGGGGUGUUGGAGGAUGGAGUCCCUAGCGGGGGUGAAGAGGCUAAGGAAAGCCAGAAGCUUGCUGAUAACAGUGCCAGCGGCCCUCCGAAGUCCCGUUCCAAGCGAGCUAAGGUAUCCGCCGCUUUAGAGACACCGGUGAGGCGUUCGGCCAGGGUCCGCGGUAUAGAGCCUAACGUGUCUGCUGAGCCGGCUGGAGGGCUGCCUAUUCGAAGCUCGGGGAUUGAGGCUGUUGUUGGUACUGAGGAGAAGGAAGCGGUAGAGGGAGGAAAAGUUACCUCACCGAUGGCCGCACCUCAGAAGAGUAUCGCUAGCAGAGCGGAGGACGUAGGGGGGGAUGAGGAGGGGAAGGCUGAUGUUGGCAAAGACCCACCGUCGAUGAGCUCAUCUGUCGAAGUAUCUGAGACCGCAAGUGGUCAUAUGCCUGUGGAGCCGACAGCCUCUGGAAGGAUCAGUGCUGCUCCGAUCGAUAGCUCGACAGCAGACGAGGUGGAGGAGGAGGUUGUUCAUGAGGGAGGAGAACUGAGUCGGACUAGUAACCUGCAGGACGCUUUGGAGGAUGUUGAAGUUCCCUCCCCCCAGCCGGAAGGGUCAUCGGCCAAAGCUCGCGAAUCGAUUGAGGAUGAGGUCUUCACGGGUAGCCUUUAUGGAGACUUGCCGCCUGUGGAAGAUUGGUUGCUUCAAAGUCCUCAUGUGAAGUUGCGGUAUAAAGCACAGAAGGAGAUGCACAGUAAUCAGUUCGCCAAGGCAGUCGAGACCUAUCGCGAAAGCCUGGCAGCUGCGGAUGAUGGCACUGGGAGGAUCCAUUGGAAACUACUGUACGACUGCAGGUACCAGAUGAUCCUAUGCUUGUUGGAACUGCAACGAUAUGAUGAUUGUGUGGAGGAGGCCAGGACCAACGUGGGGUUGUGUCUGGCUAAUAUUGAGGCAGAUGAGAGGAAGGAUGCGGACCAUCGGAGGUUGAUCGAGGCUCGAUCGAUGCUGGGAGACUUCCUACUACUUUCGGGAAGGGUGGAGGAAGCUCAGAUGGUGUUGAAGCUGGUGGUCGGCGCUGGCACGUCGGGCGUGCUCCCUAAGUUGUCGUAUAUCGUCAGCCUAUGUGGCGGCUUGGAAAGUCCUCAGCCGAUCGAGACGUGUCCUCUUGCAUUGAGGGAAAUGCAGGGGUUAGUGAGAGAACCCAACGAGAGAUUGGACCGGGUCGUGAGCCAAGCUAAGACUGGAAAUGUGGAGAAGUUCUCCUCGGCGCUGAGGGUGUUCCUGUUUGAUCUCGGUGAGGAUUUGCCACUACCGAGAGUGCAGGAGGCCUUAUUCCGACUGCUUGGCUCGCAGGCAGGUGAGCGUGGCUGGGGAGCUGCGGCUAAGUUGAUCUGUCAAAGUCUCCUCUCCUACGAGGUGUAUGGGCAACCAGUCUCCGAGCAUUUUCGACCUCAGCUGAAAGCCCUGCUCGGCCGACUCGACGGCUUGGGGCAGCCCCUCAGGAGCUUCCAAGAAUUCAAAAGCAUCGUCCAAGAGAUUCUAGAUGGUCCUUGUGAUCUGCAGCAGCAUUAUCCGGGAAUAUAUGCUUUUUGUACCAAGUUGUGCAAGGGGGAGUUCGACAAGCUUUGCCGAGCCGUCGAAGUGUCGACCUUGUGA
Molecule: messenger RNA, 2124 nt
Organism: Perkinsus marinus ATCC 50983
Lineage: Eukaryota; Perkinsozoa; Perkinsida; Perkinsidae
Exons: 14
Coding region: 1-2124 (707 amino acids)
Molecular function (GO): protein binding
Source: RefSeq, a predicted model, not a curated record